CCAAAUGUAGCAGGUUUCUGCUGUAUCACCCAGAAUUUGGAAUUUGUGGACACUCCGCACAAUUUUACAAACCAUUUUCCUGGCAUCACCCUUGUCUUUGCAAUGGCCUUCUCCUCAUCAUUAGGGGAUAAGCAGUUGCAGAGGAUAAUCAGAGAUCUGCAUGAUGCUGUUGUUGAACUGAGCAAAGAACACAAGGAUUGCGGUGAACCCAUAACAGAUGACAGCGCCAGCCUGCACAAGUUCUUCUAUAAACUGGAAUACCUUCUUCAGUUUGACCAGAAAGAGAAGACAACCUUUCUUGGCCAGAGAAAAGACUACUGGGAUUACUUUUGCGACUGCCUGAUUAAGAUCAAGGGAGCUAACGAUGGCAUCCGUUUUGUGAAGUCCAUCCCCGAGCUGAAGACAUCACUGGGGAAAGGACGGGCCUUCAUUCGCUAUUCUCUUGUGCACCAGCGUCUGGCUGACACUCUCCAGCAGUGUCUCAUAAAUCAGAAGGUCACAAGCGACUGGUAUUAUGCUCGGAGUCCUUUUCUCAAGUGUCACCUCACUUCCGACAUAAUCAACCAUCUUUAUGAGCUCAACCAGAUCCAGUUUGACGUGGCUGCCAGGGGCUACGACCUUGAUGCAGAUUGGCCAACAUUCGCAAGGCGAACACUAGGAACCUGCUCGCCAGCUUUUUCUUGGAAGCCUCCGAGUCGUUGCUCCAGCAUCAACAGCCUAGUUAGCAGCUAUCCACAUUCACAGGCGCAGGAGUUUCUCCCAGUCCCAGAGCCGAGUCACAGCCUGCUUGGUGAACUGGGAGAACCUUCUCCUUGCAGUGUUGCUGAGAACCUCCGCAUCGAGCUUGACCAGUCCGAGCUCAGACAGCAGGAGCUACUGGCACAGAUUCAGCAGCUGGGAAAAGAGGGUGCUGAGCUAAAAGAGGUUAUCAAAGACCUUCAACACCAGUUAUCAGCUCAGAAGUCUGACAUUUCAGCAGCUGCCCAAGGCGGCCAAGAAACGGGUAAUGAGGACAGAGUAAAUCACCAUCAAAGCUUCAGGGAACCGGCUGUUUCUGAUUCACAAGACAGACUCACGGCUGCUGACAGCAGAAGUAUGGAGCUUCUCUCAAAAUUAGAUGAGGCUCUCAAAGAAAAGGGACAACAAACAGCAGGUUACUGUGACUCAGCCUGGAAAAUUCACGAGCUCCUGGAAAAUCUUAAGACUGCUGAAGAGGAGAAGUUGGAGGCAAAGAGAGAAUCCGAGGACAGGGCCAGGCACUUUGAGCGCCUUUCAAGAGAAUUAAAACUCAGGGAGGAGGAGUUGAGGAACAGUGAGGAGAAGCUAGCUGAAUUUAAAGCUGGAGCCCAUGAGGAACGGGAGGAGGCGCUUGAACGGCUGGAGGAGCUCCAAAGUGUGGUCAGUCGAAUUCAAGGAGCACUCACUUUAAAAGAGAAGGAGACGGGAAAUUUGAGAGCUCAGCUUCAGGAUCUGCAAGCCUCUCUGGAGUGCAGGGAACGACAAGCAGAGGAGCUGAGGAAACGCCUGCAGGAGGAGAGAAAGGCGGAAGAACAGAGAUGUGGUAUGACAAGUAGCCCGAGUGAAGAGUUUGAGGACCAGGUGUUUGAUUUGAGAAAUACUCUUAAAAACAGAGAUAAAGAGCUAGCUGCUAGUUCAGAAAGAAUUAAGCAUUUUGAGGAGCAGCUGGAGAAGCUCAGUGUCGAGCAAGGAACUCUAUGCUGUCGACUUGAUGGCAACGAUGUAACCAACAGCGAGGAAACUGCAAAUAUUGAAGGUUACAAAACCCAAUGCUGGAGUCUCAUGGAAAUGAACACAAAGCUUCUCCAAACACUUAAAAAAAGUGAGGCAAGCGUCUCAGAGUUGUCUGAAAGCAGGACUGCCCUGUUGGACCAGCUGGCUGCUUUUAAGGCCUCUGAGAAGCAUCUAAAGGCUAGAGUAGAAGCUGCACGGAUGAGUGUGGAAGACAGAGAGAAGAAGCUUUUGGAUGAAAACCUGCACCUUGAAGAGAGUUUCCAAAGGGUGAUUGUCCAGAAGGAGGAAACAGAUGCUCAGAUCAAGAAGCUGGAGCAUGAGAACAAGGAACUUCUAGAUACUCAAUCCUCACUAAAAAAUCAAUUAGCCACAAGUGAACGGACUAUAGAUUCACUGUCUGCCAAAGCUGAAAAGCUUGAGAAGAACCUCACUGCAUCACAAAGAGGCCAAGCAGAGGUACUUGACAAACUGCAGGAGAGUGAAUCUAAGUUGAGAGAGCAGACUGUGAAAGGUGACCUCCUGCAGGCCCGAGUGGACGAGCUGGAACGCCGGACUGGCGAGCUUCACUAUGAAAAAGGAGCCGCAGAGAGCAAUGAAAAAAUGCAGAAGCUUCAUGACGAGCAUCAAACCUCCUCAAUGGAGACCAAAGAGACCCCGUUCAGGCUGGUUCUAGCUGAGGCUCAGCUGGAACUCAACCUGAGGGAGGUAAGCAGGCUCCGAGAAGAGCUGGUGGAGCUCCGCGCUGAGCUCUUAACAGGAACCGAGGAGAGACUGAAAAUUCAAGCUCUUCACGAGGUGACGGACGCCUCCAGAGAAGACCUCCGUGUACUAGCGGAUCAGCUGAAGGUUCAGGUGGAGGAGCUAAACCGCCGGCACGUGGAAGAGAUUCUUAGGUCUCGGGAGCGCGAGGAGUCUCUCAUCAGGGAGCGCGAUGGCGAGGCGCUGGCUCGUGUAAGCCUGGCUGCGGAGGUGACAACCACAAGAGAGGAGCUCGAUAAGCUGAAGCUGCACUAUGAAGCCGUGCGUCUGGAAAACAGCGAAUCGCGAGAAGCCCUUCACCGAGCCAACACGGAGACUGCAGAGCUGGGCGUGCACGUUUGCAUGCUGACUGCUGAGAACGAGGAGGCUCGUCUGCGCUGGGAGGCUCAGUCCAAAAGACUGCAGGAGCUGGAGGAGGAGGCCAGUCAGGAGGCAGAGAGGCUGAACUCCUGCAUAGAGCAGCUGUGUCAGGAGAACCAGGAGCUGCUCAGGCAGCUUCAUAACGAUGAAGACCUGAUGAAGUCCAAGCAGGUACUUCAGGCAGAGCUGAGCAAGGCCCAACAUGAAGCCGAGGCUGUGCAGCAAACGAGCCGGGAGGAGAUCCAGGCUCUCCAAUGUCAGCUCAGCAGCCAUGCCACGAGCCACGGAGACCAGCUCCAGAAUGUGAAUCAGGAGCUACAGGAUAUGAAGACACAGCUGGUGACUGAGCAGGAGAAAGUGAUCAGCCUUGAGAGCAAAGUCGAGCAUCUAGAGGCUACGAUUCGGAGAUAUUGCCAACAGAUUGAGGAGAAAAACAUCCAGAUGGCCGAAUCAGCAAAUCUCAUCCUGCAGAAAGAAGAUGAGAUAAUCCAUCUGAAACAGAAUUUAUCAAGCUGCGAGGACGGUUUAGCAGCAGCACAGCGGGCCUGUCAGGAGAUGGCAGAAAAUCUUCGGAGGGUCACACAGGACAAGCAGAGCGUUGAUCUCCGGACUGCUGCUGAACUCGAUGAUCUGUACCGAACCAAAAUCAAUUUGGAGGAAAGGCUUGUCGAGCUCAUCAGGGAGAAAGAUGCACUUUGGCAGAAAUCCGAUGCCCUGGAGUUUGAGCAAAAACUGCGUGAUGAGGAGACAGAGAGGGACGUGAACUACUGCCUGGGCUGUCACACUCAGUUCAGCUGGUGGCUGCGCAAAUACAACUGCAGACUCUGUGGGCGUCCCUUCUGCUACUACUGCUGCAGUAACACAGUGAGCACCCUGCAAGGCAGCAACAGAGAGCGCUGCUGUGCGAACUGUUACGACCAGCACAGCGCAGUAACUGAGCGCCACCCGCAGGACGAAGUGACUCACAGCACGCCGGGGACGCCGUUCAGCCGCCUGCUGCAGGCCGGCCGCGCCGUGGCAGGAUACGAUGGUGAAAAGCUGGACGAUGGCGUUUUCGACAUCAUCACAGAAGAGGAAGUGAGCGGGGUGAAUGACAGCGACUCCCAUUCGUUUGCCACCGCCUGCUCUCCUGGGCACGGACAGCAGGGGGCAGCACGGCUCAACAACAGUGCCCGAGAGAUCGCGUCAGAGGAUGCUGAUAACCUCAGCGCAGCCGUGCAGGAUGCAGAGAUCUGCCUGCUGAAGUCCGGUGAAGUCACGCUCUCUGUUGGCUUCACAGUGGAUGAUAUCACAGGGUUUGGGGACAGCUCUCGAGAACUUUUCAUCAAAUCCAGCUGUUACAGCGUCAUCCCCAUCACCAUGAGCGCCCCUGGUCCUACUGUCUUCUGGACCUUUACCUCCGAACCAAAGAGCAUCGCCUUCAGCGUAGUCUACCGGGAGAGUGCAGAAACUCCACUGGAGCAGGCCAAGGUUUUGAUCCCUCUGACUCGCUGUAACUCCCAUAAGGAGACAAUUCAGGGGGAACUGAAAGUCAGACAUGUCGGAGAAUACACUCUCAUCUUUGACAACUCUUUCUCCAGGUUCAUUUCAAAGAAAGUGCUGUAUCAUCUGAGUCUAGACAAGCCUGUGGCCUAUGAUGGAACUGACCUUCAGUAAAUGGAGGAAAAGGAGCGCCGACUUCUGUGUCAAGAUGUUUACGUUUAUGUGCAUCAUUUUGAGUCAAAAAGGUCUGGUUGUUCUGCACAGCAGCCUCAGUCAAAGGUUGUGGCAUUUUAUAAAUGUCUCCCUCAGCUUUCCUGGUGAGGUACUAAACCAUGGACGAAUGCUGAUCAAAGCAGAACAGGUUGAAAACAACAGUAACAGUGAGUAGCGUUACUCUGCUGAAUGUUAGCAUGCACUGCUUUUUGGAAAAGCUACUUUUAAAUGUAGGAUUUACGGAUUUCAGACAUCUCACUCCUCAAUCAAAAACCCAGUUAAACUUAUUUGAAAAAGAACUUGAUAAACUCAGAAUCAUAGGUACCAGACUUAAAUUUGGGAAUGGAGAUUAAAUCUUAACCAUAUAUUUUCUCAGUAAUAAUGUUUGAUGCUUGAAACUGACAAAUAGAAGGAUUUAACAAAAUCGUUAGAUUUUUUAAUGAUUAUUUUUUUUGUAGCUUAAAGCCACUAUGAAAAAAGAUUUAGUGAGUUGUGUAUUAAUAUGCAUUUAAGUUGUGCUUAGAUUGUUUAUUAAUGUCCAAAACCUCUAAUCUGCUGAAAUUCCUGCUCAUUUGACAUAUCUUAGUAAGUGUUGCCUUUGAGCGGUCAGUAAUUACAAGAGAUGGAUUUGCUGCAUUGCAGUCAUGAUGAAACAUAAGUGGAAAAUCAAAAGUUUUAAUUCCAGGAUUUACUUAAACAUACUCUAUUUGACUGUUACAUUUUGAGGAUAAAAGGGGUCUCUUUCUAACUGUUUUCUGUGACUGCAGAUACAGGAAAAUUCACAUGAAUCAACAAGUUUCAAGGCUUUACUCUUUUUUUAAUGGAGCUGAGCUCGAACCACCCCACAUGAAAGGUUUGCCAUAAAUACAGGAAAGAUCCUAAUGUUUCUUAGGCAAUGUUUGCAGCUGUAAAAUGGAUAAAUCUGCUGUUGCUUAUUAUAGUUCUGAGGUGUGGACAUCUAUUCUAAAAUGUAAGGCGUGAAAUGUGAAAAUAUCAGCUUUCAAAUAAUGUAAGUUACAAAUUUAGAGUGUUUUGUAUCUGAAGUUUCUCUGUAGCCCUCAUAUUCAAGUGAUGACUGUUAAAAAACAGUUGUAAUGCUGACUUGAAAAGAUGCUGCUUUUGAAUAGAACAUUUGCGUUUCUUCUAUAAUUUGAAAUCCAUUUUAUAUUGUGACUUAAACUGACAAGAAAAACAUUUAAAAAUAUUGGAUAUCGGUUUUAUGCAAAUCUAAAAACCAUUAUAUUUUGCCAAAUACCCUGGUAUAUUUAUCCAUCUUACUAUUGUUCAGUGGGAUUUUUUAUUUGAACACACUGCAAAAUGACUGUAAAAUGCACUUUUAAAGGGAUUUUGUUGGUCUCUUCUUCCAUGAGCCUUGAUGCCAGUUGAUGAAUAGUUUCUUUUCCUUCUGUUGUGUGAUUUUAGAGAUGUAUUGCUGGGGUUGCCAGAGGCAAGCUUGAACUCUGACUUUACUUGUGAAUGACUGUUCAAAAUGUUUUUAUGAAAGUAUCAUUUACAAACUAAAUAUUUAUUACAGCAAGGAUUGGUUAUCAUUAUUUAAGAAAUAGCAAUUGUGUGAUAAAUCAGUUUCUAUCAGCCGUGGGAAUUUGAAAUAAAUUGUUUGU
Molecule: messenger RNA, 6188 nt
Organism: Menidia menidia (Atlantic silverside)
Lineage: Eukaryota; Metazoa; Chordata; Actinopteri; Atheriniformes; Atherinopsidae
Source: the annotation of a GenBank genome assembly